Aspergillus alliaceus is the source of this 1590-nucleotide messenger RNA. RefSeq names its product MFS transporter. The transcript is spliced from 2 exons. Gene Ontology annotation, molecular function: transmembrane transporter activity. NCBI's taxonomy places the organism in Eukaryota, Fungi, Ascomycota, Eurotiomycetes, Eurotiales, Aspergillaceae. The record is from RefSeq and is a predicted model, not a curated record. Bases 1 to 1590 code for a protein of 529 amino acids. Gene Ontology annotation, biological process: transmembrane transport.
AUGACGUCGAUCGAACAAAGCCGGUUUAGCACUAAUGAUACCUCCCUGGAGCAGAAGAUCUCGAGUUCAUACAGCGACAAUCUGUCUCUCAGGGUAACAGAAGAGGAGGCCUUGAUCCGAGCAAGGAACAACCCGGAUGAAGCGUUACCUUUGUGUAUAAUCUUUUCGCACAACGAUCGCGAUAACCCGCGAUGCUGGCCAAAAUGGCGGAAAUGGUACAUCACCAUCAUGGUGAGCAUGCUCAAUGUCAUCACAACGUGGUGCGCAGGUAGUAUAUCCUCCGGUGCGCCCGCCAUUCAAUCGGAAUUUGGAGUGUCGGCGGAGGUCACCACGUUGUGUCUUUCACUUUAUGUCCUAGGUUACGCUGUUGGCCCCGUCCUACUCGCCCCUCUCUCCGAAUACUUCGGCCGCCAGCCUGUAUACGUCGUGUCAUGGUUCCUCCUUUUCAUCUUCCAGCUCCCCAUCGCGCUUGCGCCGAACAUCGGGAGAAUCAUCGUUUGCCGAUUCAUUGCUGGGUUUGCAGGAGGGGCCCCGUUGACGAACACUGGCGGAAGUAUUAGUGACCUGUGGCACAGGAAUUCUAGCGGUGGACCCAUGGCCGUAUACGGCCUUAGCAGCACCUUUGGGCCGCCGAUGGCGCUCGUCGUCAGCGGAUACAUGGCGCUGGAUCUCGGGUGGAGGUGGAUCUUCUGGAUCAUGAUGGCCAUUACCGGCGGGUGGUGGACUUUGCUAGUGCUUACGGUGCCGGAAACCAGACACACGAUAAUUCUACGCCGGAAAGCCAACCGCGUGCACAAGCUGAUGAAAAAGGAGAACCUGAAAUCCGCCGAGACACUCACGGAUGCCAGUGCCAGCGGACGAAAGGGGCUGGACGAGCUCUUUAGGAUCACCCUCACUCGUCUGUUCCGCUUCCUCUUCACCGAGCCCAUUACCUUAUUCUCCGCAAUUUACAACGGCUUUCUCUACGGCUUGGUCUAUCUCUUCAACGAGGCCUUCCCGCUCGUCUUCGGCCCUGGAAAGGGCCAUGGCUUCAAUGUCGGCCAGCAAGGCCUCACCUUUCUUGGCAUGGCCAUCGGGCCCAUCAUCGCCUUCUGCUUCUACCCCCUCCAAGAACGGUACUACCUGCGCCGAGUCAAAGAAAACGAUGGCAAGGGCGUUCCCGAAGCACGCAUGUGGAUGGCCCGACUAGGUGCCAUAUUCAUUCCGAUCAGUCUCUUUUGGUUCGGCUGGACGAGCUACCGAUCCGUGCACUGGAUCGUGCCGAUCAUCGCCUCGUCUUUCUUUGGAGCCGGUAUAUACAUAGUCAUCCUGAGUAUCCUUAACUACGUGGUGGACAGCUACCAGACCUAUUCGGCGUCGGCCUUGGCGGGUGUCAUUCUUGUGCGGAACUUGGUUGGUGCGGGAUUUCCCCUGUUCGCGACGCAGAUGUAUGAACGCUUGAACUAUGAAUGGGCGUCCAGCUUGCUGGGCUUUUUGGCUAUUCUAUUGGUGCCUAUUCCUUUCAUCUUCUUCUAUAUGGGUCGGGCUAUUCGGCUGAGGAGCCCGUGGGCUAGGGAGCAUUUUGAUCAAAAUGAGGAUAAUCCUCAUUAG